UUUCUUUUUUCAUCAUGCCUGUUUCCGACCAGGCAGCAUACCGUCAAACCCUGGACUUUAUCAACAGACUAUUCAUUUGCUUCCAGCUUCUCCCCCUUUUCAACAUGCACUUGACCUAAUGAACUUAAGAUAUUUGCAAUUUUCUGCUGUAUGCGAUGAAACACAGAUGUAACAUGAGUGUUUAAUUAAUCAACUUGCCCCACAUUCCUCCUCAUCGGUUUUUCCUACUGGCCUGUUCCAUAAUUAGUUUUCUGCUAUCCAGCUUGCCGAUUUUAGAGCUUGUCGAGUCUUUAGUCCAGAGUACAGUGUUCUAGUCCAGAGGAGGACUCUUGGGAAGCGGGAGCUAAAGGUGAAGUUUGUGAUGAAAAGACUCCUAAGAGAUAGCGUUCAAAUACGUCACGCAUAAAUAUUUAUUUGCACUUUUCCUCCUGUUUUUUUUUUUUCGUCAAUGUAUGUUUCUGUACUUACGCGGUGGACUUUAAUGUAUUCACAAAAGCAAGUUUUUUUUGUUUUUUUUUUUUUGCGUUCUACAGCUACUUUGUUACAGUGAGAGUGUAAAGUCAAUGGUAAAGUGGUGGUGAUUGUCGCCGUGCGAUUUGCAACGGGUCGCCGUAGUUUUUCCUUGUGCCCAAACCCAACGUACCUAGUCUAGUAACGUUGCCCAAACCGGAGUGACGACAAAAAGGGUUUAGUGGCGUUCGCCUUACUUUAGCGGACAUGCACAAGACUAUGUUGGCAACCACCUAAAUUAGACGUGCAAAUAAAGGGGCUUUUUAUUACGCUGUAAAAAAACCAUGGAGGCCGGCAAGAAUGACUUUAUGCAGCAGUACAAAACAAUUUCCCUGAAACUCAAAAAGAGAUUUCUUCGCAAGCCAAAUUUGGCCGAGGUCAGCGACCAAUACACUGCCCUUGGGAAGCAGUUACAGCACCAAGACUGCCCCCAUUAUGCUGGAAUGUGUAGCCUCGCCGCCGCCAAGUGCGAGCAGUCCAUGGGUAACAGUGCUGCCGAAGCCCAGGCACUGGCACAGGGGGCACGGCAGUUCUUCAACGCUGAGGCAGAUUACCACACUCUGCUGUGUCCGUCAAUCGACGAACACUUGGCAGCCGCGGUGCACUGCUUUUCGCGAGCCAUCGACCUCUACGUGCAACUUCAGGAGCCGUCCCUGGCAGCUGCGCUGUGCACCGAAGCCGGCCAGUGUCUCCGAUCUAUCGACCGAGCACACUUGGCGAUGUCUUUCCUGCAGCGCGCCGUCCAGUUGCAGAGCAAGUGUGCCAUGGGCUACGUGGAUGCACUUCAAGAACUGGCCACCUGCCAAAUUGAAACCGGUGACUACUCUGGGGCCCUGUCAUCAUUCACUGAAGUUUACGCAAUAUCCCAGGAAAAGAGCAUGCUUGGCGGUCGCUCGAUGGGCGCCAUGGCAACGACGCUGGCUUCGGCAGAGAUCAUGCGGCUUCUCUUGCUCCUAGUGCUACAGCCAUCUGCGCAGAAAAUGCCUGCAGAGCACGCGGCCCUUCUCGACCGUUACCUGUACGACAGCCCGGAGGAGACAACGCCGAGCAAACCAAGCUACCUGAACGAGGAUGUCUUCCUGCUCCUGCAGUCACUGGUGAUGGCGUUUGAGAGCAAGGACCGAGAGUCUGUCAGGCUGCUUCAAAGCCAUCUGUGGCCUUUGCUGAAGGCAGACCAAAAUGAACUUCUCCACGAAGCGGUUGACAGACUUUGCAAGUGAUUGCACCACAAGACCUGAACACUGCAACAGCUGUGUGCAGCUAUCACCGUGUGCGACCUCUUGUUGCCUGUAUAUAACAUCGUUGCCGACGACGCCAGCGGUACCUGUGAUUGUUUUAAAGAUGGCUCAUGGUUGAACGCUCUUUGAAUUCACAGUAGCCAACUGUGUUGUAUAGUGUCAGAAUUCCCAUGAAGUCUCUGCUGUUGAAAACUGCGUACCUGUAAGUUGAAGAAAGUCACAGAAAGUCGCAAUGGUUGAAAGAAAAGCUGUGCUUUAUUUCUUAAAUUGAGAGUGCACAACCCAUUCUAGGAUAAAAUGACAGUGGGCAAUGAUUCUUGUUCACCGUGUUAAACAUGGGAGCAAGUACAGCAUAGAAGACUGAGUAAGUCGGCAUAGGUGUAAACUAACAAAAAAAAAAAACUCUGGACUAGUACCAACAGCUGAACAAGAUGUGUUUUAGUUGCUAAACACAGCUCGUUUCAGGGGAAAAGGACUAGUCGUCAGAUAGCAGUACCGGUGAGGCAUCAAAGGUGAAUAUUGUGACUAGUCAUCAAAGCCAUUCACGUGCGAGUAUUACAAGAAAUGGAGUGAUCCACCCUUGUGCAAGAGAAUAAAUGCUGUAUUGAAACUGA
Messenger RNA from Dermacentor andersoni, 2362 nucleotides. RefSeq names its product Huntingtin-associated protein 40 kDa (gene Hap40). The record is from RefSeq and is a predicted model, not a curated record. Gene Ontology annotation, biological process: vesicle cytoskeletal trafficking. Gene Ontology annotation, molecular function: protein binding. Lineage: Eukaryota; Metazoa; Arthropoda; Arachnida; Ixodida; Ixodidae. Gene Ontology annotation, cellular component: early endosome.